UCCCCAGAACCAAAGCCACGGCCCACAGCUCUCCAGCCCUCUCUGCAAAGCCCAGCAUCUCCGUUUUUCCUGCUCCCCAGCCAAAUUCCUCUCCCACUCCCACUCUGACACUUAAGCCGAGCGACUCUGCCCCCGCUGCACAGCUGUCCGAGCCACCGCUGCACCUUCAUCAGCCCAAACCAAGCGUGUCUCCAACGCUGGUCGUCCCAGCACCGAGGCUGAGUCCGUCUCCCACGGGUUCGGACGGCCAUGGUGGCAGGCAGCCGUCGCCGGUGGCUAAAGAAAGACGCGCUCGAUCAAUCGCCAUCUCAAAUGCUAAAAGUUUGUCCCUGGACACAAAGGGCGACGUUCUGGACCUGGAGGCCUUCCUGGACUUCACUCAUCCAACACUGGGAAGACCUUGUCCCACAACAACAAAAGAGUCAGUCGCCUCCGCGAACCUCGGCUUACUUAGAGGUGAAGGCAAAACGGAUAAUAAUUUAAAAGACAAACAAGCGCUGCGGAGGAAUUUUGAGUCGACUGCAAUUUCUAAACCAAACACAAACAUCAAACAGCGCCUGGAAUUUCUACAGAGUCGAUUGACAAGUAAACAGAAAACCUGUUUGUCUGAAGGGUCUGAAGGGAUUAAGUCUGCUAAUGUUGUUCACAGAGACUCUGAGUCUGUGUUUGAUGGAUUGGCUACACAGUGGAGCCGGAAACUUCAGAGGACAUGUACAGACUCCCCUCAAAAUAGGCAUUAUGCUCAGAGUGAAGGCUUGGCCUCCAGGCAUCAAUCCUAUCAGCAUGUGAAUUCAGAGAGAAGUGCAGCUUUACAACUCGAUCCUAAAAUAUCACUUUCCACGCAGCCUCCCUGGAGUCAGUCAACAGUUUCACCUAAUAUCGAGACGAGGAGGAGACGAUCCGAUUUGGGUUCUGGUGUCAGGAGACCUCAGGAAGAGCAAAACAGUUCACACGCAGCUACAGGACAUUGUGAGCCCCGUCAGCACGGCGCACUGCGGUUGAAGGCCUGCAGCCGAGGUGCCCGGGCUGAGUGCGUCUCAGAGGACGCUCAGUGUGAGCACAGGUUGAACCCUCCUCACACGCAGGACGCUUCCCGAGCCGCCGGCGCUGAGGACCUGAGUCAAAGAGCCGUUUUUGCACCAUCGGACCAUUGUGUAAUGACCACAAAGCAGCUAGAACGACACCCAGAGAAAAACUGGACUCUGCCUCCGGCUCACGGGCCGCUCAGCGCCGAAUCCGGCGUCGCUACAAACGGGGUCCCGCCGACGCCACUGCAGCGGAGAGAGGAGACAAUGACACUGGCUUCACUUCAACCACCUGGCGCUCCAGCAAACAGAGCUUCCAUCGUGGAGGAACCAGAGGACCCCUAUUACGUCACCAUGCAUUACCCUGGUUCAGUGUACGUGGACAUGUCCGACAUCGUUCCUCCAGAGGUGAGACCCAAACCUGCUGUCCCGGCCAAGCCCCCGAACGUGGGGGCUCCCUCCCCCUCCAGCUCCUUCCCGCCCCAGGGCCUGGGCAUCAUGGGGGGCGGGGGCGGCGUCUCCGCGCCUCCGCCGAGCGCGAUCCCGGUGCCCAUCGGGAGCCACGGCCCCGGCCACGCCGCGGGCCACGCCGCGGGCCACGCCCACGCCGGCUCCCACAACUCCAGCGCCGGGUCCACUCUGCUGGGGUACAUCGGCAUCGACACCAUCAUUGAGCAGAUGAGGAAGAAGACCAUGAAGACGGGCUUUGACUUCAACAUCAUGGUAGUGGGCCACAGCGGCUUGGGAAAGUCGACGCUUGUCAACACCUUAUUCAAGUCGCAGGUGAGCAGGAGGAGCACAGGGUGGUCCCGCGAUGACAAGAUCCCCAAAACUGUGGACAUCAAGGCAGUGUCUCACGUCAUUGAGGAGGGUGGUGUGAAGAUGAAGCUGACUGUUGUCGACACUCCAGGGUUCGGAGACCAGAUCAAUAACGACAACUGCUGGGAGCCCAUUUCCAAGUUCAUCAACGAGCAGUAUGAGAAGUUCCUAAAGGAGGAGGUCAACAUCACCAGGAAGAAGCGCAUCCCUGACACCAGGGUGCACUGCUGCCUCUACUUCAUAUCCCCCACCGGACACUCGCUUCGCCAGUUAGACGUUGAGUUCAUGAAGCGCCUGAGUCACUCGGUCAACAUUAUUCCUGUCAUAGCCAAAGCAGACACGAUGACCAUUGAGGAGAGACAGGACUUCAAACAGCGGGUAAGGAAGGAGCUGGAGACGAGCGGGAUCGAGUUUUACCCACAGAAAGAGUUUGACGACGACAUGGAAGACAAGAGCGACAAUGACAAAAUCAGGGAGACGAUGCCCUUUGCUGUCGUGGGCAGCGACAAAGAAUAUCAAGUGAAUGGUAAACGAGUUCUGGGGAGAAAGACAGCGUGGGGAAUUGUAGAAGUUGAAAAUCCCAACCAUUGUGAGUUUGCCCAACUGCGGGACUUCCUGAUCAGAUCUCACCUCCAGGAUCUGAAGGAGGUCACUCAUAACAUUCACUAUGAAACGUACCGUGCCAAGAGACUGAAUGAGAAUGGAGGUCUGCACCCGAUCUCCUCCAAUGACACCCAAGAGAGUAACCUGUAGUCAGUGAGAGUGCGCGGAAGCUGAUGGAUGAACUGAUUGGCAGCACUGCAUCGUUGCAUGUCCUGUGAAAAUCGGUGUCAUUUAAUAGUGUAAUUUUUCAGAUUUCAAUCUUCACUUGACCAUUUAUCCACCCCCUCCCCCACGUCAUCUCGACACACUCAUCUCAAACCCUCUGGCUACUUUUGAAAGUCGUUCUUUUACUGUUCAGAUGAAAGGACCCAGAGAAUUAGUGCCAUUAUAAAACUAAUGUUUUAUCUACUGCCAAUGCCUUGUCACAUCCAGGUAGUACGAUCUCAGAAAGUGCCACUUUAUUAUGUGACAAAGAGGCUAAUUUUUAGUGUUGUGUAAAAAAAUAUCCAAAUUCUGACACUUAAUAAAUAUUUGCUUUAAAUAUUAAAACCCUAAUUCUUGUGUAGGGGUGAUGCACGAGUCAGCGCUGCAUUUGACUCUUCACAAAUUGUUUUUUUUUUUGAGUUCUUAGCAGCAACUUCUUAAUUAAAGAAAGAUUGGCUGUAGCUUUACUGUCAGGACGACUUUUUAACUAACAACACAAUCAGAGCUGAUUUCCUCUCCGGUGUCUCUGGCGUUUCCUUGCCCCGUUUAAGUCUGACUUCCCAGGUUCAAACUGUUUGUGUGUGCAGACCUUCUGUAAGAUUAGAGGCAUCUGCAGCAUUAGUCACAUACUGUAUGAAAUGCAGCUCUGUGGGCAUCAAAGUGUGUAAUUAAACAGUCGACAGACUGCAUGACUGUGCUUACUGCAGAUAGUGUAAUUUAUGAUUCAUUAAAUUAAUGCAAAUACAUACAGAACAGUCUGUAACAAUAUGGCUCAUUAUGGUUUGUUACACAGCACUGGGUUCAGAGGAAAGGCAUGUUGUCCAUUUACUAGGUUACCACAGCGGGUCUUAAACUCACUCACUAGCCAUUCACAAACACAAUAUUUUCUAACACAAAAGAAAUAAACAUGACAUGUGUGUGUAUGCGGAUGUCUGAGACCAGACAUCACCUUAUUAUUACUUAUAUUUGAUGCCUCGUUGAAAUAUAUGAGCACUGCAGAGCUCAGACCCUGUGAUAAGGACCGUAUCUCACUAAGAACAUGCUUUGUGUUUAAAAUUUUAUUCUCCCUGUUCACCACUUAGUGGUGCACUUCCUACAUAAACGCAGUGACUUGUUAAGCAUUUAGUCAAGCUUAGUUUCCUCUGAUAUUCUGACUGCUGUGACCUUUUGUUUUUUUUCCACAGGUGUAAUUAAAAUAUCCCUCUACAUUAGAUUUAAGAGGUUUUAAUAAUAUCAUAUAUGCUCAAUAUGCAGGUGUCAUAGUUUCUUGUCAAUUUAUUAUUUGUAAACAUGAUAACUGUUCCACUAUAAACUACAGCACAAAGAUGCCAAGAACAUAAUUAAUUCAUACUGUCAGUAUUUUCAGUAUUUUGUUCUACAUUGAAUCAUGUUUUUACAAGCGAUCAUGUUUGUGUAGUUUUGAUAUAAAUGGUAAUAUCUUCAUCAUAAAAAUAAUAGUUGUCUGUGAUUCAAGUGCAGUCUAUAGUUUUUGAGCAGAUAUUUGAAACAGUGUUUACAGUAUGUGUGCAUGCUUGUAUCCACGUUUACUCACAACCACAUCCGCACAUUAUUUAGACAACGUAUCAUCUGCUUCUGAAUGUGUGAUGUAUACAUUAACACGUAAAGUCAAAUUCUGCUGUAACUAAAACGGACAGCUGACUGUCCUCAUAUCACUCAUUCAUUUGAAUCAGUACAACAUCAUAUUGUAAAAUUAUAUGAUAUCCACUUUCAGAGUUCUGGUGAUAUAUUAAGGUAUAAUUCACUGUUAUUUUGAGACUUUUAUUAAUUUCUUAUUGUAAUUUAUUCUUUAUUUAAUAAAAUCACAUUUCCAUGUU
Messenger RNA from Betta splendens (Siamese fighting fish), 4486 nucleotides. It is a transcript of the gene septin3, whose product is annotated as septin 3. NCBI's taxonomy places the organism in Eukaryota, Metazoa, Chordata, Actinopteri, Anabantiformes, Osphronemidae. The transcript has 10 exons. Gene Ontology annotation, cellular component: presynaptic cytoskeleton; microtubule cytoskeleton; septin complex. Gene Ontology annotation, molecular function: GTP binding; molecular adaptor activity; GTPase activity. Gene Ontology annotation, biological process: cytoskeleton-dependent cytokinesis. The coding region runs from base 1158 to 2597 and encodes 479 amino acids. The record is from RefSeq and is a predicted model, not a curated record.